AUGUCGGAUCGAAGCCCAAUCGAUGACCCAUUUGCUUCAUUUGAGCAGCAGCAAUCAUGUCCAACAGUAACAACACCAACCAAACAAAAAUUUAAUGAUUUUUUUGAAAAUCGAUCAUUGAACGAUACUGAUCCAUUCGGUAGUCAUAAUGGUAAUGAAAUUCAUGGACAAGAAUAUCAUUCACGUAAUGACAGUGAUAAGGAUGAACAUCAUAAUGGAACUAAUGGUAACAAUCAAGAUGAAUCGCAAACAUUUUCAUUAAACAAUAAUCUUUUUCCGGUGGAUACAAACGAAAAUGAGAAAGCUUAUUAUCAUGAAUUUUCAACAUGCAAACAUGAAGAAUCUGAAGAUUCGUCAUUAAAUUUUAAUUCAAAUAGCAAUGCUGAUGUAACAGACAAAAGUACACUCUUACUUGAACUUGAUUCUAAUGCACCUGUAUCGGAUCAUACGCAUGCAGACAGAAUAUCUUUUACGCCAUCAUCAACUGGUCCAUUGAAUGAUACAUUGUCACCACAGAAUGAUAGAAAUGAUAGUUCUCUUGAUUUUUCUGGUAGUACAAAUGAAGACAUAGUUAAAGAUGAACAACAAUCGUAUUUAACAAGUUUUAAUAAUCCAUCAGAAGAUAUUAUUUUAGCAUCACCAAUCAAAGAAGAUAUUCACUCGCCUGUCAAAGAUGAAACAUGCGAAGAAGCUCAAUCACCAAUCAACAAACGACCAGAUGAUUUGCAAUUAUCAGUCAAACAACAACAACAACAACAACAACACGAUGAAAAUUUAUCAUCACCUAUCAGCAAAGAACAUGAAUAUGUUCAAUCACCAGUUAAAGAUAAACAACAUGCAGAUAUUCAAACUCCUGUUAGACAAGAGCAACAUGAAGAAGGUCAUUCGUCAAUUAAAGAAUACGAGCAAGUAGAUGAAAAUAUUCAAUCACCUGUUAAAGAACAACAAUAUGAAGUUAUUCCAUCGCCUGUUGAUGAACAACAAUAUGAAGUUAUUCCAUCGCCUGUUAAUGAACAACAACAACAACAACAAGAAAAUAUUGAAUCACCAGUUAAAGAAGAACAUCAUGAAGAAAUUUCAUCGCCUAUACAAGAACAGCAUCAAGAAAAUAUUGAAUCACCAGUUAAAGAAGAACAUCAAGAAAAUAUUGAAUCACCAGUUAAAGAAGAACAUCAAGAAAAUAUUGAAUCACCAGUUAAAGAAGAACAUCAAGAAAAUAUUGAAUCACCAGUUAAAGAAGAACAUCACGAAGAAAUUUCUUCGCCUGUACAAGAGCAGCAUCAAGAAGUUCAAUCACCAGUGACAGAACAACAAGAUGAAUUUGUUUCGUCACCUAUUAAGGACGAGCAAACUGAAAUUCUUGAAUCACGAGUUGUUGAACAUCAUCAAGAAGAUUUACGAUCACCAAUUAUAGAACAGCAAUAUGAAAUUAUCUCAACACCCGUUGAUGAACAACAUGCUGAUAUUUCCUCACCAGUUAAAGAUGAACAUCUAGAAGAUAUUCAUACGUCUGCUCAAGAAGAAGAAGAACAACAAGAAAUUCUUGCGUCACCUGUUAAAGAAGAACAGGAACAAAUCCAAUCACCAGUUAUAGAACAGCAAUGUGAAAUUAUUCCAUCGCCUGUAAAUGAACCACUGGAAAAUAUUCAAUCACCAGUUCAAGAAGAACAGCAAGAAGAAAUUCAUUCACCUGUAGAAGAACAGCACGAAGUGGUCCAAUCGCCUGUUCAAGAACAGCAAACUGAAAAUCUUGCAUCACCAGUUGUCGAGCAACCAGAACAAAUUCAUUCGCCCGUUGUCGAACAACAUCAAGAAGAUUUACAAUCACCAGUUAAACAAGAACUCUAUUUUGGUACUCUAUCACCAGCCGUUGAAGAACAAAUAGAUGCAAUGGUUAAUAACGCAUUAAAACAUGUUCAAUCAUCAAUCGAAGAUGAACAACCUGACCUACUGAUUUCAUCAGUUAAAGAACAAGAACAAAUUUUACAAUCACCAGCGAAAGAAGAACAACCUGAAAUUUUGACUUCACCCGUUAAGGAAGAUGCUGUAGCUACUUCUUCACCUGUUAAUGAAGAAGCAGAACAAGGCAUAAAUGAGAAUGUUUUAUCAGAUAAUAAUGAAGAAAAUCUUUCAAAUGAUGAAGAAAAUGUGAUUGCAUCAACUCCAUUGAAUGAAAAUGAAGAAACAACGGAUGCUACUGAUGAAGAUCGUCGUUUUAAUGAUAAAUGUAAUGAGGUUGACAAUGCUGCCAACGAACUAGCAGCUAAAAUUGAUCUUGCUACUCCACCAUCACCAGCAACUACACCAGGUCGACAAUCACCACCACCAUUCUCAGAUAUAGAAGCAGAAGUAGCAUCAUCACCAAUUUUACAAGCAUCAUCACAACAAAUUGUAGAAUCUACUCAAUCGAAUGAUGAUGUCCAUACACCUUCACCAACAGGAGAAUCUGAAAAUGUUCAACAAGCAAUAUCAUCUGCUACUACACCGAAUUUAGAUUUAACUUUACCAGUAGUAUCUUCACCAAUUGUUCCAGUCGCGGUAUCGCCUAGUAAAGUUACUUCAACAACAAAGAAACCUGCAAGUGCUGCUCAUCCUGCACGAUCAAGUGUUGCCACAAAGACUAAACCAUCAUCUGCGGCAGCUGCUACAACAAAGCCUACAGACCAUAAACCAACGACUGUUGCAUCAUCGUUAAGAUCUACCGAACAUAAACCGACUGCUGUUGCUGCUGCGACAUCAAAAUCGACGGAGCAUAAACCACAUGCCGCGACAACAUCAAAAUCUAUUGAACAAAAGCCAACAGCUUCAAGUGUAAAAUCGACUGAACCAAAACCACCAGCUACAAUUCGUAAAACUACUCAACCCGCAACAACAACAACAACAACAACAAAUACUGCAGCUGCUUCUCACAAACCAAAGGUAACACCAACUUCUCCUUCACAUGAAGCAUCAGCAAGUUCAAAACCAACUCGUGAUGUUCAACCCAAAGCUACCACUUCUGCAACAGCGGUAACAGCAGCAAAGCCGAAACCAACAGCGAGUUCAACAGCAGUGGCAGCCCGAUCAACAAUAAAACCAUCCACAACAAAACUCACGCGUCCAUCAACAAUUAAUAAAACUCCAGAUGCAACUACAUCUGGUCAACAAACAACAAUACUUUCAACAGCUCCUGAAGGUAGCAGCGCAUCGGCAACAGGUGUAGCAGCAGCUUCUGCUAGUUCAACUACUAAAACAGAUGUUCGACCAACACAAAUUUCAACUAGACCCCCAGCUAAAGCUGCUUCCAACGGUACCGCUGGUGCUUCUUCACAUGCACCAGGAUCAACUGUUGCAUCACGUGUAUCUACUUCAGCAAGUAAAACAACGGUUACACAACAACGUCCGUCAUCUCAUACACGUACUACAGCUACAAGACCAGCCACAACAACUAAUUCAUCGACUGCAGUUACUAACCAAUGCUCAACAAGUGCCAAUCGGCCAUCAACAUCCAAUGGAACAUCAGGCACCACGGUGAGAUAG
This is a messenger RNA of Rotaria socialis, 3519 nucleotides long. Lineage: Eukaryota; Metazoa; Rotifera; Eurotatoria; Philodinida; Philodinidae. The record is from the annotation of a GenBank genome assembly.